AUGAGUGAUGAUGGUGGCAGAAUGAGCACGAAGUAUGAAAAAGAAACAGAAGAUUUGGAAGUGGCAUUGAUGACCGAUUCAAAUUCGGAUGAGAAGAAAUGUGCAUAUGGUGGAUUUACUACUGAAGCUUAUGAGGAGCUGGUACGAUAUCACCGUAACAAAGAAAUUCCUAAACGACUUCAGGGCCAUUUAAAGCAUCGUAUUGAUUGUUUCAAAAGAAAAGCUAAAAGAUUUCAACUAAUUGAGGGAACUGACCAACUGAUUUAUAUUGGAUUCAAGCCAGAUCACUCAACAGUGGGACAAUUUGUUGUGAAGAAGAAUGAGGUUGAAAAAAUCCUCACUCAGGCUCAUUUGGAAUCAAAUCACGGUGGCCUGAAUGCCACACGUAAAAUGGUUUCUACAAAAUUUUAUUGGAACUCGAUUACAAGCGAUGUUGAGCAAUUCAUCAAGCAGUGUCCACGUUGUCGUAUUACACGUAUGCGAUACGUUGCAUCCAAUAAUGUUCCUUGGCGUAAAGGUGGGCGAUAUGGAGAUAUUUACACAGGCAACUGGGAAGGAAGCGAAGAUGAUUAUGCACUGCCUGAUCGUUCCUGCAAUCGAACUUGGAAAUUUACUCGAAGUCUGAAUGGAGGCGAAUACACAUACUCACCGGAUAACGGUGUAGUUCUUCAGCCUUGGAAGCGUGAUAGGCCUGCAAAUGAUGUUAUAAUCGCGGAUGAAAUGACAAAUGAAGACAUCGAUAUCGAAAAUGAUACGGAUGAACUGGGUACUACUGAAGGAAGGAUAGACACACAGAUGUUACUUCCUCAAUACUUUCGUGUAAGGCCCACUCAGCCACCCAGCUUUAGUAGAUCACAUCUUACAGAAUGGGUUGAAAGAGAACAAACAUUAGAUUAUGAUGACUCUUAUGGUAAUCCAGAAGAAGCAUAUUAUGAAGAUGAUUUUGUUGUUGGUGAAGGGAUGGCAAACAUUGCACCACCAGCAACUGCUGAUGAGAGAUUGGUUUCAGACGAUAACUUGGAUGGUGGCAUUGACAGGCCAAGUUCUACAAAAGCUACUGCAUACAAAGAAAAACUUGUCGAAAGUGCAUCAGUUAAGCGACGGUAUGUAGAAGACGGUCAAGAGUAUAUCAUUGAAACAGACAGAAAAUAUUUUAUGGUUGAAGCAGAGCAACUUUUGCAACUAUUCAAAAGAUGCGCAGGAUGUGGUGAAAAGCUGAAGCAAGUGACAUUAUAUGCUGACUCACCAAUGCCAACAGUUGCUUAUCAGUGUAAUAAAUGUGAGCAAACUGUAUGGUUUGGACAGAAAAUGGAUUAG
Messenger RNA from Brugia malayi, 1317 nucleotides. RefSeq lists its product as uncharacterized. Bases 1 to 1317 code for a protein of 438 amino acids. The record is from RefSeq and is a predicted model, not a curated record. The transcript is spliced from 11 exons. Lineage: Eukaryota; Metazoa; Nematoda; Chromadorea; Rhabditida; Onchocercidae.